AUGAGGCAGGAGGCGGCGACGACCGGCUCCUGCACCACGAAGAUCCUGAGCCUCCCCAUCACGCCCAUCGCUGCUGCUGCGGUUGCUCCUCUUCUUCGCCGAGAUGGGGAUGGGAAUGGGGAUCGGCUGUGCGCGGUGCGCCUGUGCCUUCCUUCCUUCCGUCGACUCGGCGGUCGGCGCGACCCCUUCGAUGCUGAUAUUUUUUUUUUCUCAGUGUCCUUUUCGUCUGGCCCAUGGUCCCAGCUCGACACCUCCGUGGGCCGGCCCAAGGGAAACUCUCGGUCUGAUCACUUUUGGCCCAACGGACCCGUGCCGUCUGCCAGCACCCAGCAGCCUACGCCAAAACCGCUCGGGAAUCAGAUGAGGAUGAGAAGAAGAAGAGCAAUAGUGACUCUGGGAGCAGUAGCGGAGGUGGGGACGGGCGGGCCAGCAGCGAGCGGCGAGUGUGGCGUCGUCGGAAACUGGUAUUUGCAUCAACCAAACAAUGCUUGGAAUUUCAUACUUAUCUCACUCGGCAUGACCAAAGAAGAUGACAUGUUGCGUUACAAGUUGGAUCGUAUCCCUUUCUUAGAAGAGAAAGUGAGAAAAGUAAGGGAGAAUGGGAAGAUCAUAUGCCUGGACAUUAAUCAGCUAAUGUUAUCUCAAGAGAAUAGAUUUGCAUUCACCAUGGAGGUGGCUGAAGAAGCUAAUGCCUAUCUUGAGAAGAACAGGCAUGAAUAUGGGUUGAAGAAGCCUAUACUGCAUGUUCUCAGUGACCGCAUGAAUGAAGCUGGGUUUUCUCGGCCUGAGGGUUACCUUUAUCCUUAUCCUAUCAAGCCUGGUCCUUAUUUCAUUAAAGAGGAAGGAAACUGA
This is a messenger RNA of Miscanthus lutarioriparius, 852 nucleotides long. The record is from the annotation of a GenBank genome assembly. Lineage: Eukaryota; Viridiplantae; Streptophyta; Magnoliopsida; Poales; Poaceae.